GGGGACACCUCCAGGCCGGAAGGAGACGGGAAGCAGCCGGCGGCCUGCCAUGGAGGGCCCGCGCGGCUCCCCUCUACGCCCGGAUCCAGAUUAGGCGGCGGCGGCGGCGGUGGUGGAGACCCUCCCAGCGGCCUGAUGGACGAGAGCAGAGUAGCUGGUGGAAAAGUGAAGAAACCGGGCAAACGGGGCCGUAAGCCAGCUAAAAUAGAUUUGAAAGCCAAACUCGAGAGAAGCCGGCAGAGCGCAAGGGAAUGCCGAGCGAGGAAGAAACUGAGGUAUCAAUAUCUGGAAGAGCUGGUUUCAAGCCGCGAAAGAGCCAUUUGUGCUCUUAGAGAAGAACUGGAAAUGUACAAGCAGUGGUGCCUGGCGAUGGAUCAGGGCAAAAUCCCCUCUGAGAUUAAAGCGCUCUUGAGCGGAGAAGAGCAAAGCAGGCCUCAGCAGAAUGUAGGCAAGAUGGCCAAGGCCCUAAAGAGCGAUGCCAACAGCCACGGUUCCUGGUGAAGGUCAGACCAAGCAGCGUGAAGCCCAUAUUUCAAAAAAACAAGAUGAUCUGUUGUUUUUUUAAAAAAAAAAUCAGUAAUCUAUGGACUUCAUGUGAAGUUGAGUAUCCUUGGUCCUAUCAACAGUUCAACGGCGUCAACAAUUCAGCCGCACCGUAGUUGGAGUUUGAGCUGACUUUCAGAAUGACCCGAACAGCAAGAGGGCAGAAGUAAAUCAUCUUAAUCCGUUUUUAUUUAAUAAAACAAUAUUCCUGUGUCUGCGGGAAUAUCUGACCGAAGCCAAGAAAGAAAGGCCCAAGAUUAUACCUGCCUCGAGUCUAUUCCAAAAUGUAUUAGAUGCUCUGGGGUUGUUUUUGUGGGUAGAACUGGCUGAGAAAAAGGGGAAGGCCUUUCCCCCCCCCCCCCAGGGAUUGGGCCACCAAACUCCCCUUUGUUGUGUUAAGGCCUAUAAUUAUGCUUUCGAUUUUGUUUUCAUCAUUAACUAUAUUUAGUGUUUAUUUAAGGAAAAUACUAUACAGAUAGAAAAGUAGAGUUUAUUAUUCAUGGGAUGGUCUGUUUUGCAUUAGAGAGAGGUAGAGAUAUAGUGGAGUGUUUUUCAAACUGGGCCAUUUUAAGAUCCUUGGACUUCAACUCCCAGAAUUCCCCAACCAGCACGGCCAUUGAUGUGGAUUCUGGUAGUUGAAGUCCACAGACCUUAAGUGGUCAAGGUUGAAAAAUACUGAUGUAACGCAUGCUGAUAUAUCUUGCUGUAGGUGUCCAGUAUGUCACCUUCCCCUUUUCCUCCUUCUGUUGUUUCUGAAUUAGUGAAGUUUAGGUUCUACUUGUGAAUUGUGAAAUCCUUGACUCCCAGGUCAUCUCAGUUUUAAGAUUAUGUUCUUUAAGAGAGGGUGCUCUACCUGCAGUUUGGUUUAGAUCAGGAGUCUUCAAACCUGGCCCUUUUAUGACUUGUGGACUUCAAGUCCCAGAAUUCCUCAGCCAGGCACGCCCACUGUGGAUCGAGUUGACUAUUUGAAUUAAGUUCAGUACUAAAUUCAAGACUUCCUCACUAGAUAAUCAUAUGAGCAGCAGUGAAAUAACUCUUCAGUGUCGUGGUUCGUUUAUAUUUUCUAAACCUGCAUGAUUGCAUCUUUGCUUAGACUGCUUAUUAAUAGGAGUGAUGAGUCAAAAUCAUUGUAGUCUCUUUCUCUCUCUUUGCUCUCUCUCUCUCUCUCUCUCUGUGUGUGUCUCUCUCUCUGUCUUUUUUUGCUCAAUGCAGUCAUGGAGAGGUUUAAUAAGGAACAUACCCCACCUAGCUGGCUAGAGAAAGAGGGGAACAGAAGUAGCUUGCCCAUUUCCUCCACCUUGCCUUCUCUCCUGGUUACAGACCACAUUGUCUACUUUUGACAUGAAAGGGUAGGAAGGACCUGAGAAUUUGUGGAGAAAGGCUAGCAAAUGGAUGUAGCAUCCAGGAUGCUUCAUACUUUCCGUUCCACGGGAACGGUGUACCUGUAGUGUUGAGUGUUUGGAAAGGGAAUAAAAUUGGAAACUUACAGCCUAACACUGUGUGCAUUUUUGUUGCAGGGGAUAAAAUACUUACCUUAUUGUGAGACUCUUUGGUAUUAAAGUGGAUGUAAUAAAGCCUUUGCUGUCCUUUAUUAAAAGGGUUACUGACAGAGGGCAGGGUUGAAAGAAGAACGUCACCAUCAUGCCAGGAACGCCCAGACCCAAUAGCGCAGAAAAUAACAUGAACCUACUUAGUUUUGUAUGUAUUAAAACAAAACUUCUGUUUUAAUGAAGGUUUAAUGAAGAUUGUGAUUUCUAGCGAUCGUAUGGCGUGUGGGUAAAAUGUGCAACUUUCUUCCUUCUAUGGCGCCAAGCCACCGAGCUCUUAAAAGGAAUUAAACAAUAAAUUGCAGUAUUUGCAAAACCUUAAA
Messenger RNA from Crotalus tigris (Tiger rattlesnake), 2413 nucleotides. RefSeq names its product cAMP responsive element binding protein like 2 (gene CREBL2). Gene Ontology annotation, molecular function: DNA-binding transcription factor activity. The transcript is spliced from 4 exons. The record is from RefSeq and is a predicted model, not a curated record. Gene Ontology annotation, biological process: regulation of DNA-templated transcription. Gene Ontology annotation, cellular component: nucleus. NCBI's taxonomy places the organism in Eukaryota, Metazoa, Chordata, Lepidosauria, Squamata, Viperidae. Bases 136 to 501 code for a protein of 121 amino acids.